Molecule: messenger RNA, 3492 nt
Organism: Sphenostylis stenocarpa
Lineage: Eukaryota; Viridiplantae; Streptophyta; Magnoliopsida; Fabales; Fabaceae
Source: the annotation of a GenBank genome assembly
AUGCGAGAGAGAAAGAGGAACAGGAGUGGCCCAGCAGAUCGAAAUCCACGAUCUAUGCUUCUUCAAUGUUGUUGCAGCAACUCCCACUUCGUUGUUUCUCCCACAAUUGUUGGUUUUAGCUACCUUUUUCGUUUGCUUCCUGUUGCAGAGCACGUGAUGAGAGGAUGUGGGUCUAAGUGUUUUGAGUAUGAUGAAGAUAAAAUUCUGGGUUCCUAUUGUUUCUGGGGGAUGGGAACCAAAGUUCAGAGUCUGCCAGGAUAUUACUCAAUGAGAGAUUUUAAUGAGGAAUCCAGUAGUUGUGGCUGGCCCCUAUGUUAUGGAGAUAAAUCACUGGCAAAUGGGCAGUAUUAUCACAAUUAUCUGCAUAGUGCUGCUGCAGAUGCAUGUUCAGCACAUGAUAAGGAUGUUGUGAAGAAAACAAUGCUUGAACACGAGGCCAUAUUUAAGAAUCAGGUCUUUGAACUUCACCGCUUAUACAGAAUACAAAGGGAUUUGAUGGAUGAGGUUAAAAUGAAUGAUUUACACAGAAGCCAGAUAUCUGUUGAGACAUCAUUUUUCACAGGUCCCUUGGCUUCCCACAUAACAUCUGAAGAUGUUAAAAAAUGGCAGAUUCCUGGAUUUCCAAUAGUUGGAAGUUCUACUUCUGCUAGACCAUCUAUUUCAGGCGUUGAGGGCAUUCAUUCUCCUUUGAGUUCUAAGAAAGGAAUCAGUAAGCAAGCUGGUCUGUUCCCAUCCCCAAAUGGGAGUAGCUCGAAAGAUGUUGAGAUACUGGGGUUCAGACCCUCAAAAGUAAGGAGAAAAAUGUUUGACCUUCACCUCCCUGCUGACGAGUACAUUGAUACUGACCAGAAUGAGCAGCAUGGUGAUGAAAAGAUUAGUGGCACAACAAAAUAUCUUUCUGAUAGGAAUUAUAAGCCUGAAAAGGGAGGUGAUGUGAACCUUUUUUACGGCAAUGGUGGCCAGGAAGACAACACUUCAAGACUUGAGCGGUCUUUAAGAACCGUAAAUGGUUUAGCAGACUUAAAUGAACCUGUUCAUCGGGAAGAAACAAAUGAGGUUGCAUAUGUUUCUCCUGAAAGCCAUAAUCCCUAUCAAAGGGCAACUGAAUGCUCUGAUCUAUCAGCUAAACAGAAGUCAAGGUUCUUUGGAUUGUCCAAGGAAGAUUUAAUGAAUUCACAUCAUGGAAAUGACAGCUGGGCUCGAAAUAAUGGAUAUUUGGAUAAUGACAGGAAUGGGAAAAUGUCGAUUUCUUCAAUAGAGUCAGGGCAAGCUAAAAGCAAUCUGAAACCCAUUUCUCAAGUCCUCAAACAAGAGCAAUCACUUUUAUCUUCCCAAACAAUGAAAGAUGAAUUCAAUAAAGCUCAUGAACCUACAUAUGAUUAUCUAACUAAUCGAAGCAUGACUGAUUUGUUGAGGGAGAAGAAAGCUAGUGGGUUAGAUAUCAGUGAAAGAAAUCAUGAAUACUCUGCUAAUAAACUGUCAGAGUCUGUUGCAUCAUCACAUAGACAUGGUCUCCUUGCAAUUGCUCCUUCCUCAGAUUUAGCCAGGACUUGGUCUCAAUCAUCUUGGGAAAUGGCAAGUAGUAACGUAAACCAGAAGUUGAUAUCGGUACAGACACCUCCCUCUCCAUGUCUAAAUGCAUCCGCUGCCUUUAGCAGGAGUUCCCAGUCACAUCAGAGUAACGGGAUGUUGGGAGAUAGUUGGCCUCCUCGAAAUUUCAAUUCAAAGUUUAUUACCGGAUUUCAAUGUGAGGCAUCUGGGAAAAAUGGAUUUUACCCCAGGACUUCAUCUGGGACCAAGGAGCUUUCAGUGAACAUCUCUUCAAUUAGUUAUCUCAACCGGGAUAAUGAUUGCAAGAAAUUUUCUGAACAUUUGAACAAUGGUUCUGCAAACUGUUGCAAGAGUUCAAAUUUGAAUUCAAAUUGCAAUGAGUUGAAGUCUGCAAAAAAUAUUAACUUGAAUGAGAUGCUUUCAAAUGGUUCUUCAAACAACUUGGUUUCCCAGUCAGGUCUGGGAUUCAUGGAUGGAGAACAGAAGUAUGAGGAGCAGCUUGCACUUUUGCCUUGGCUUAGAGCCAAAAAAGCAUGUAAGAGUGAGGCACAAAAUGCUGGUAGAAGUUUAAAUGCUGUAGAUUUAAGUGUUUUCCAAGUUGUUUCUUUAUCUAACGAAGAUGAAUCUGGAAAGGGGUCUAACGGAAAAUUUAUGCACAAUCUAACUACAGGUUUGUGUUCAAAUGAUAUUGAGCCAAAGAGGACGGAAGUUAGAGAGAGCUCUAGUAAAAGGAAAAUUCUUGGUGUUCCCAUAUUUGGCGUACCUCAAAUAUCUUCUAAGGAGUCAUCUUCAUUCACUUCUCCAUCUAUCUUGGUUCCUAAUCCAUCUGACGCAGAAUUAGUGGAAAAUAAUAGGAAAAAACAGAUUCUUGAUAUUAACUUGCCUUGUGAUGCUGCUGUCCCUGAGUUGGACGAACAAACUGUCACUAAAGUUAUUGUCUGUGAGACAGUAUCAUCUACAACAAAAGCCAACUCUAGAAAUCAGAUUGAUUUGAACUUGAGUAUGAAUGAGGAGGAUGAAGCAUUUCUGCCAAAUAUGCCAACAACCAACUUAGAAACUAAGGGAGAAAUAGAUCUUGAAGCCCCUGCAGUUCCUGAGACACAGGAGGAUGCCAUUCCUGAAGAAAAGAAGUUUGAAACUCCUUCAGUAUCACCACUAGGUCCUCUGGGCACAGUUGAAAAGCUGCAGGAUGAACUUAUGAGGUAUGCAGCAGAGGCAAUUGUUGUCUUGUCAUCUUCUUGCUGCCAGCAAGUGGAUGAUGUCAUCAGCAGUCCAUCAGAAAGCCCGGUGGUGGACCCUCUAAGUUGGUUUGUAGAUAUAGUUUCCUCAUGUAUGGAUGAUCUGCAGAAGAAGACUGAUUAUCAAAACGAAAAAGAUGAUGAAAAUAAUGAAGAAUCUUCCUCAGAUGGCUUGGAUUACUUUGAAUCAAUGACAUUGAAACUGACAGAGACCAAGGAAGAAGACUACAUGCCCGAGCCCCUUGUUCCAGAAAACUUCAGAGUGGAUGAAACUGGAACAACCACAUUACCUACUCGGACACGAAAAGGGCCAGCUAGGAGAGGUAGGCAGCGGAGGGACUUCCAAAGGGACAUCCUUCCAGGCCUGGCUUCUUUAUCAAGACAUGAAGUAACAGAAGAUCUUCAAACGUUUGGAGGGCUUAUGAGAGCAACAGGUCAUGCAUGGCAUUCAGGAUUAAACAGAAGAAGCUCGUCUAGGAAUGGAUGUGGUCGGGGUAGACGGCGAUCGCAGCCACAGGUUACCCGGUCUCCUCCUCCUCCUCCAGUGACAACCAUUGAAACAAGCACCCCACUUAUUCAGCAGCUUAAUAACAUUGAUGUGGGGUUGGAGGAUAGAAGCCUAACAGGCUGGGGCAAGACAACCAGAAGGCCCCGCAGACAAAGGUUUCCAGCAGGUAAUCCUCCGUCCAUCCGGUUAAUCUGA